Anopheles stephensi (Asian malaria mosquito) is the source of this 593-nucleotide messenger RNA. RefSeq names its product general odorant-binding protein 56a-like. Gene Ontology annotation, biological process: sensory perception of smell. NCBI's taxonomy places the organism in Eukaryota, Metazoa, Arthropoda, Insecta, Diptera, Culicidae. The record is from RefSeq and is a predicted model, not a curated record. The coding region runs from base 100 to 510 and encodes 136 amino acids. Gene Ontology annotation, molecular function: odorant binding. The transcript is spliced from 3 exons.
UUUAGUAUAAGAUUCACAACCGGACGAUAAUUCCUCGCUCAGUUGUUGUUCGCUUCUCCGGCGUAUCGGUUCGAAGAGGGCAAAGUGUUUUCGACAAAGAUGGCAGCGAAAGUGCUAAUCGCGUUUGCUACCAUCCUGACCUUCGUCGGGCUCGCAGUGGGUCAACAGGAGCUGUCAGAGUUACCGGAAGUGAAGGGAUACAAGCUGCACUGCAUCGAGUCUAGCGGAAUCACCGAGAGCUCGGCGAAGAAGCUGGCUGCUGGCGAUCCUAUCAAAGACCCGGAUCAAGCAACGAAGUGCUUCGUCCAGUGCUUCUUCCAAAAGCUGCGUCUGGUGGACGAGAAAGGCGUCGUGCUGAAGGACAAGCUGGAGACGUUCCUGACCAAGCUGAUGGAUGCGGACAAGGCGAAGGAUUACGUGAAGCAGUGUGACAUACGGCGGACGAACCCGUGCGAUACGGCGUACGCCGUGUACGAUUGCUAUUUGGGCAAGAAGGCCAAGUUGUUUUGAAAGCGUGAAAUAAAGCAUCGUGUUUUUGUUGGUCAGCAGUGCCCCAACGAAACCUGUUUGCCUGUUUGCGGUUUGCCAAAGAG